Messenger RNA from Scomber japonicus (chub mackerel), 630 nucleotides. It is a transcript of the gene gltpa, whose product is annotated as glycolipid transfer protein a. The record is from RefSeq and is a predicted model, not a curated record. The transcript is spliced from 5 exons. Gene Ontology annotation, molecular function: ceramide 1-phosphate binding; ceramide 1-phosphate transfer activity. Gene Ontology annotation, biological process: intermembrane lipid transfer; ceramide transport. NCBI's taxonomy places the organism in Eukaryota, Metazoa, Chordata, Actinopteri, Scombriformes, Scombridae. The coding region runs from base 1 to 630 and encodes 209 amino acids. Gene Ontology annotation, cellular component: cytoplasm; cytosol; membrane.
AUGGCUUUGCUAAUGGAGCACCAGUUCAGACAGCUGCCAGCUGACAGACAAGUGGAAACAAGACCGUUUCUGGAGGCUGUGUCAUACCUUCCACCGUUCUUUGACUGCCUUGGCUCUACUAUUUUUGCACCCAUAAAGGCUGAUAUAUCAGGAAAUAUCACAAAAAUCAAGGCAGUGUAUGAUACCAACCCAGGACGGUUCAAGACACUCCAGCAGAUUUUGGAGGCGGAGAAGGAAAUGCAUGGAGCAGAGUGGCCCAAGGCUGGAGCAACAUUGGCACUCAUGUGGCUGAAAAGGGGUCUACGAUUUAUCCAAGUCUUCCUUCAAAGCCUGGUGGAUGGUGAGAAGGAUGACAGCAACCCACACCUCAUUCGGGUCAAUGUCACCAAAGCGUAUGAAUUAGCCCUAAAGAAGUACCAUGGCUGGUUGGUGCAACAGCUUUUUAAGGCAGCUCUGUUCGCUGCCCCACAUAAGUCAGAUUUCCUGAAGGCUCUCUCCAAGGGCCGAGAUGUCAAGGAAGAGGAGUGCUUGGAGAAAAUCAGAAAAUUCUUAAUCAACUUCUCUGCCACCGUCGAUGCUAUUUAUGAGAUAUAUAAUAAGAUGAAUGCUGAUCUUGACUACACGGUCUGA